UUUAUAAUUAACUUAUAAACAAUUGCAGUGUGAAAUUUCACUUUAGAAGGCAGCAAAACGCAAAAAAGAAGCUGCCACACAGCGCACACUCGCUCCAGCUCUCCCACACACACGCAGGCGAGCGUGUGGAGACCGUGAUUUGUAUUCGUGUGGAGACUGCUCUCUCUCGCUCUUUUGGGGCUGCCCGAAAACAAAGUUUUGGCGCCAAAAGUUUGACAGUUCGCUUUGGCGUGCGAUUCGCAAACAAGUGGCGAGAAAUCUGCGUCCCAAAACAGAGCAGAAAAACAUUAAAAACAGAUACUAGACUACUAAAUCAAGAUGGUCAGUGCCCGAGUCCUGAACCCCGUGAUGCUGAGCGAGUUCUGCAAGAUGAGCAGCAGUCCGGCGGUUAGUCGCAACUUGCCCUGCGGUCGCCAGUUGAAUCGCAUCAAGCGUGACCUCUUCGGCAGCUCCAAAUCCGCCGAGGGUUCCACCAACAAAACACCCUUCAAUGCCGAACUGGAGCGCCACCAGGAAAUGGCCACGCAAAAGUGGGGCUUCGACUUCCGCGCCGGCUGCCCACUGGCCGAGAAAUCCUCCUUCAUCUGGGAACGCGUCAGCUUCCAGGAGUCCAGCUUCGCCCCGGAGAUGUACACCCUCACCCGGGCCGCCCACGUUCGUCCAUCCGCCGACAGCAGUCCCAGCGACAUGGACGUCCUGGUCAACGAGCGCUCCGAGCGCGAGAACUUUGGCUCCAACCUGGUCAACUCCUCGCUAGAGUCCAACACGGAUAAUGACUCCUGCUACGACUCCCAGGACGAGUCGCUGACGACGCGAUUCAGCUCCUCCAACUUGGCCAGCACCUCCUCGAUCGUCCUGCGCAAGCGACAGCCAAAAAUCACAGAAUUCAUGAAGGAGCGCAAGCGUUUGGCUCAGGCCCCCAAGAAACUAUCGCCCGCAAAGCGCCUGCGCACCAGUUCUCCCAGCUCAUCCGCCAGCUCGAGCUCCAGCGGAGGAUUCGGAUUGGGGACGCACUUCGGGGCGAUGCUGAAGCGCCCGCGCCACAACUAACGCUCCGGAUUCGCUGGCCAACCCACCGAAUUGCAAUUUGUAAUUUUACAUAUGAUUUUUUUAUAAGCCACUGCGAUUGUGUAGUAUUUCAUAAUUUUUUAUUACGAACCUUUUUAUGCAGUGCAAGGGCGACAGUUGCGAAUAUUAAUCGUUAGUCUUCAACUACUCGUAACCAGUAAUUAGUUGUAAGCCAACCAGUAAGCUCGAGCUACAUGAAACUUUUUAGAUUUCUCUAGUGAGAAAUGCCAUAAACUAAGUGAUUAGUUCUUAACAACAACCAACUAUUGAACUAGAAGAGAGAGAGACCACAAGCUAAAUGGAAUUAGUCUUAACUAUCUUGAAGCCAACCGAAAUUUAACCUUUAUAACGAUGGAAUACUAACUUUAUAUAACUUUGUAAAAUCCCUUCAAAACUCUUUGGCAACUUUUGCAUUUGAAAUUUGCCAGGAAAACAAAACUUAACCCUGUUCUGGCCUGCCAGCUUGUCCAAAAACUGUAACUCGGGCCAGAACAGAAUUGAAUUUUGUUUUGCACUUUUGGGUCGCUAAAACGGAGCCCCAAUAAGCCGGUUUUCGGCUCAUUGCCGCCUUGUUUUUUCGACCUACUAACCUUGUCCCCAAUUCGACCAGUGAAA
Molecule: messenger RNA, 1683 nt
Organism: Drosophila takahashii
Lineage: Eukaryota; Metazoa; Arthropoda; Insecta; Diptera; Drosophilidae
Gene: dap
Product: cyclin-dependent kinase inhibitor dacapo
Biological process (GO): regulation of cell cycle
Cellular component (GO): nucleus
Molecular function (GO): cyclin-dependent protein serine/threonine kinase inhibitor activity
Source: RefSeq, a predicted model, not a curated record